Caenorhabditis sp. 36 PRJEB53466 is the source of this 3534-nucleotide messenger RNA. The record is from the annotation of a GenBank genome assembly. NCBI's taxonomy places the organism in Eukaryota, Metazoa, Nematoda, Chromadorea, Rhabditida, Rhabditidae.
AUGGGUCAAGGUAUUUUUUUCUGAAAUAUUUUCAGCAGAAUUAGCGAAAAACGGACGUUCGAAGUCUGCCAAAAUUUCGAGGGGAUCGCGCGCGCCAACACGAGAAACGCGCCAGCCCUCAUUUCUGUUUCGGUGCCUUGAAGCGAGCGCUCCCGACGAAAUUGCCUCGCGGAACUCUCUAUUCCCCCUCGCGUCUGUUCUUUUGUCGAUUCCCCUUUCGACGCACCUCUGAAUUCACUUCUGCUCCGCGCCACAGACGGACGAACGGUCGCCGCUCCUUUGCUCAGCUUAGUUUCAGCUCGCCUGAUCUCCCAAUUCGCAACUCGCGAAAGUAUAAUCAGCGAAAAAGCAAUCCAUUCAUUCUCGGUGUUCGCUUUCAACUUAUUCCUUUUUCGCGCUGCACAAACUGGCCGAACUAUUGAUUAGACAAGAAGGGAAAACAAAACUGAGUCAGUCGCUUGUUCAUUCGUUCGCCCCCCAGAUGUCAUCAUCAUUUUGACCUCCUCAUUCCCUCGUAUCUAUCACUUGCUCUCCCGCCGUCUUUGCUCCUUCAAAUUCUCUUAUCAUAAGUUUUAUAACACUGUUUUUUCAUUCAGUGUGUUCACGAAACGAGAGAGAUUCCGAUUUGAACGACUCGUUUGGAUUCGACUCGUUCUUGGAGAUGAGUGGGCGCCCUGGCAAUGGAGGACAGCAGAAAAUGCGGAUCCGUCCGUUUAUGGUGAGUUCUUAGCAGAUACGUGCCAGAUUAAAAUGCCGAACCGCCGUCCUGCUUUUCUUUUUUUUUUACAUCUUUUUGCAACAAUGCCGCACGCGAUCCAUCGUGUUUUGCUGUGUCGUUCGCAAGCGUAGUCACUUUGCGCUCCCUCUCUCUCUCCCGAAAAUCAAUAAUAUUAGUUGGUUGAUUGCUGAUGCCGCCUCCUAAAAAGCCACGAUUUCCGGUUGGUAAUAACUGCGAAAUGUGUUUGACGAAAAUCGAUAAAUCCGUAUUUCUUGUAGGCUACAAUUGAUGAGCAGUACGUGACACAAACAUGGGAUCUCCUGAAACGAGCAAUACAGGAGAUUCAACGAAAAAACAAUUCUGGUCUAAGUUUCGAAGAACUUUACCGAAAUGCGUACACGAUGGUGCUCCACAAACACGGCGAACGUCUGUACAACGGGCUCAAAGAUGUCAUCCAGGAGCACAUGGCCAACGUUCGAUUGCGAAUUGUCGAAUCAAUGCAAAAGGGCAACUUUCUGGACACUGUCGCCGACUCGUGGACGGAUCACACUGUGGCGAUGGUCAUGAUCCGAGACAUUCUCAUGUACAUGGACCGCAUUUACGUCGCUCAGAAUACUCACGUUCUUCCCGUCUACAAUCUCGGUCUUGACUCGUUCAGAACUGAAAUUCUCCGUCAAAACGGCAUCGGGGACCGUUUGCGUGAUUCUCUUCUGGAGCUUAUCAAACUCGACCGAAAAAGCAAUCAAAUCAACUGGCACGGAAUAAAGAACGCGUGCGACAUGUUGAUCUCGCUCGGAAUCGAUUCUCGUCGCGUCUACGAGGACGAGUUCGAGAGACCGCUGCUGAAGGAGACGAGCGACUACUACAGAGACGUGUGCAAGGAUUGGCUGAACGGGGAGAACGACGCGUGCUUCUACCUGUCGCAAGUGGAGAAUUGCAUGCACGAGGAGGCGAAUCGCGCGUCGCGCUACCUCGACAAACCGACGGAGACGAAAAUUCUGCAGGUGAUGGACGAUGUGAUGGUCGCCGAACACAUCAACACGAUUGUGUACAUGCCGAACGGAGGAGUCAAGUUUAUGUUGGAGCACAAGAAAACUGAGGACUUGACGCGCAUCUUCCGCAUCUUCAAACGUAUCACCGCUUCCGAAGUCGUUCCAGAGGGAGGACUGAAGGUGCUGCUCCGUGCUGUCAGCGAGUAAGUACAGUUAGAGAGACAGAUAUGUUUAUUUGCACGUUCACUUGUUUAUUGGUGUUAGUGUUGACAAUAGUGAUAAUCAGCAGAACAAGACUCGUCUUUAUUGCAGGUAUCUCACCGAGACCGGCACCAACAUAGUGAAAAAUGAGGAUCUGCUCAAGAAUCCAGUGCAGUUCGUCAAUGAGCUUCUCCAGCUCAAGGACUACUUCUCGAGCAUCCUGACCACUGCGUUCGCCGAUGAUCGUGACUUCAAGAAUAGAUUCCAAUUCGACUUUGAAAUGUUCCUCAACUCGAAUCGCCAGUCGCCAGAAUUUGUCGCUUUGUAUAUGGAUGACAUGCUCCGCAGUGGUCUCAAAUGUGUGUCGGACGCUGAAAUGGACAACAAGCUGGACAACGUGAUGAUUUUGUUCCGUUAUCUGCAAGAGAAGGAUGUCUUCGAGCGCUACUUCAAGCAGUACCUCGCCAAACGUCUCUUGCUCGACAAAUCGUGUUCGGAUGACGUGGAGAAGGCGUUGCUGGCAAAACUGAAGACCGAGUGUGGAUGUCAGUUCACACAAAAGUUGGAGAGCAUGUUCCGUGAUAAGGAACUCUGGCUGAAUCUCGCCACGAGCUUCCGCGAUUGGAAGGAAACGCAGCCGACGAAGGUGCCGAUUGACAUAUCGCUGCGCGUGCUGACUGCCGGAGUGUGGCCCACUCAACAGUGCAAUCCGGUGGUCCUGCCGGUCGAGUUGUCGACUGCGUACGAUGUAAGCGACUUGGUCAGAUCUUCCCUAAACGAAUAAUUGUUGUAUUUUAGAUGUUCACACAAUACUACACGGAGAAACACACGGGUCGCAAGUUGGCGCUGAACACUCUUCUCGGAAAUGCCGAUGUGAAGGCGACGUUCUACCCGCCGGCGAAGGCGAGUAUGUCGAACGACGAGAACGGACCCGGCCCGUCGUCGUCGUCUUCUUCGAUGUCGGAGAAGGAGCGGAAGCCGGAGCAUAAGAUCCUGCAAGUGAACACUCAUCAGAUGAUCAUUCUUCUCCAAUUCAACCACCGAGCUCGAAUUUCUUGUCAGCAAUUGAUGGAUGAACUAAAGAUCCCGGAGCGUGAGCUCAAGAGAAAUUUACAGUCGCUGGCCCUCGGAAAGGCGUCGCAGCGAAUUCUUGUGCGAAAAAACAAGGGGAAAGAUUCAGUCGGUUAGUUAUUGUCCAAUUUUUUUCAAAACGGUUGUUGAUUGUUUUCAGACUUGGCGGACGAGUUUGCUGUUAACGACAACUUCCAAUCGAAACUUACUCGUGUCAAGGUGCAGAUGGUGACAGGAAAGGUUGAAACAGAACCGGAAAUCAAGGAGACGCGGCAGAAGGUGGAGGACGACAGGAAACUGGAAGUGGAGGCGGCCAUCGUUCGCAUUAUGAAGGCGCGCAAGCGGCUGAAUCACAACAAUCUCAUCACAGAGGUAAACAUCCGGCAAGAUGAUCCUUUUGUGCAUAGUUUCGUUCUUCAGGUCACUCAGCAGCUCCGUCAUCGCUUUUUGCCUUCGCCGACGACUAUCAAACAACGAAUCGAGACUCUGAUCGAACGAGAGUACCUUAGUCGCGACGAGAAUGAUCACCGCUCCUACCAGUACAUCGCUUAA